AUGUGCAGCAGAUGCUCCGCCCGCGCCGACGACGGCGCGCGGUGCACGAGCCCCGAGCCCGACGCGGACGCGGCCCGCACCGCCGACGCCCAGGCCGCCUCGAGCGUCGCGGGCGCUGAGUGCGCGGCGACCAGCGGCGGCUCAGCAGCGGCGGCGGCGGCGGCGCCGCUGGCGCGGGCGUCCUGGUCAACGCCGCCGGCGGGCGGCGCAUCGUCGUUGACCGGCCAGAUCACCGAGCUCACGUCCGACCUGGGCGACUCGCAGGGUGCCUUUUUCGGCCCCGCGCCGCCGGCAGCGUCGCCGCUGACAGAGCUUACAGAGGGCGUCCGCAGCAGCGGGGUCACAUGA
Monoraphidium neglectum is the source of this 348-nucleotide messenger RNA. RefSeq lists its product as hypothetical. The record is from RefSeq and is a predicted model, not a curated record. Bases 1 to 348 code for a protein of 115 amino acids. The transcript has a single exon. NCBI's taxonomy places the organism in Eukaryota, Viridiplantae, Chlorophyta, Chlorophyceae, Sphaeropleales, Selenastraceae.